AGCUCCAGCACGCGGACACGGUGGACCGCAGGCUUGCCGCGGGCAGCCUCUGUGCUCUGUGAUAAGACUGAGAUGUGAGCCAUUUUAUUCGUUCGGUGCUUUUUCCACCUGGACCAGUGGGGUUUAGAGCUAUGUUCGCCAUGGGCGUCAUAUCUAGCUUGCAUUCCCCACAUUCGAGGGGCCCUUGAUACCCUUCAGACAAACACCUUUCCCUCCCUAGAGGACUAGAAUAUUUUCUUUCUGCUCUCAUUGUACACCACCCUUCAGUAAUGGCACCUGGCAUCGUGUCGCCUCAGCCGGCGGUAUCCAACGAUGCGUCACACUCCUUGAGCUCCGUCACGUCCUCCUACGACGACACGCUUCGAUUCUAUCUUAACGGGACGAAGGUGGUAUUAGACACAGCAGACCCCGAGGUCACGCUAUUAGAGUACCUGAGAGGCAUUGGCCUCACGGGAACGAAGCUAGGAUGCGCCGAAGGCGGAUGCGGUGCUUGCACAGUUGUCGUAUCGCAAUACAACCCCACAACCAAGAAGAUCUACCACGCCUCUGUAAACGCAUGCCUCGCGCCGCUAGUCAGUGUAGACGGCAAGCACGUCAUAACGGUCGAGGGCAUAGGCAAUGUGAAGAGCCCACAUCCGGCGCAGGAGCGGAUAGCGAAGGGCAAUGGUAGCCAGUGCGGGUUCUGUACACCCGGCAUCGUCAUGAGCCUCUACGCCCUCCUCCGAAAUAACGAAUCUCCCUCCGAACACGAAGUCGAAGAAGCAUUCGACGGCAACCUGUGCCGGUGCACAGGAUAUAGACCGAUAUUAGACGCAGCGCAGAGCUUCAGCGCUAAGGCAGGAUGCGGGAUGGCAACGGCGAACGGUGGAAGUGGAUGCUGCAUGGAGAAUGGCACAAAUGGAGGAGGGUGCUGCAAGAGCAAUAGGGCAGAGGGCGAUUCACAGCCCAUCAAGAAGUUCACGCCUCCUGGUUUCAUCGAGUACAAGCCAGAUACCGAGCUCAUUUUCCCACCCCAGCUACGGAAGCAUGAAUUCAAGCCGCUCGCUUUUGGAACCAAGAGGAAGAAGUGGUAUAGGCCGGUGACACUGGCGCAGCUACUCGAGAUCAAGAGCGCGUUUCCAUCUGCAAAGAUCAUUGGAGGCAGUACCGAAACCCAGAUAGAGAUCAAGUUCAAGGCACAGCACUACAGCGCCUCGGUGUUCGUUGGCGACAUUCCCGAACUGCGGCAGUACUCUUUUCAGGAUGAUUACCUGGAGAUUGGCGGAAAUGUUGUGCUCACUGACCUCGAAGAUAUCUGCAGAGAAGCGGUCAAGCACUACGGAGACGUGAAAGGCCAGCCGUUCGCCGCUAUUUUGAAGCAGAUUCGGUACUUCGCUGGACGGCAGAUCAGGAACGUUGGAACGCCGGCGGGCAACCUGGCCACUGCGAGUCCAAUUUCAGACCUCAACCCGGUCUUCGUCGCAACUAAUGCUACGCUUGUGGCCAAGUCACUGAACGAGACGACCGAGAUCCCAAUGUCGCAGUUUUUCAAAGGUUACCGAGCGACAGCGCUCCUUCCGGAUGCCGUUAUCGCAAGCCUCAAGAUCCCGGUCUUCAAAGAAAAGGGCGAGUAUAUGCGCGCGUAUAAGCAGGCCAAGAGGAAAGACGAUGAUAUUGCGAUUGUGAACGCAGCUCUACGGAUCUCACUAGGUGAAGGCGACAUUGUUGAAAGCGUGGAUCUGGUGUACGGAGGCAUGGCACCUAUUACGAUCGCGGCAAAGAAAGCUAUGGCCUUCCUCCAGGGCAAGAGGUUCACGGAGUUGAAGACCCUAGAAGGCGUCAUGAAUGCGCUGGAAGAAGAUUUCGAUCUCAGAUUUGGUGUGCCGGGCGGCAUGGCGACAUACAGAAAGUCUCUCGCGCUCGGCUUCUUCUACAAAUUCUACCAUGAGGUUCUCGCCGAGCUGCGUGCCGAAGAAAUUCAAGUUGACACACAAGCCAUCGGCGAGAUCGAAAGAGAUAUCAGCUCAGGCGAGAAGGAUCACAAGGCGGCGGAAGCAUAUACCCAGAAGAUUCUAGGAACGGAGAAGCCGCACGUUGCCGCUAUGAAGCAGUGCACCGGUGAGGCUCAGUACACUGACGAUAUUCCCCUACAGAAGAACGAGCUGUAUGGAUGUUUGGUUCUCUCGACGAAGGCGCACGCGAAGCUCAUUAAGGUCGAUCCGGAGCCAGCCCUCGAUCUUCCAGGCGUGCACGCGUGGGUAGAUCACAAGGACCUAGCUACGCCAGAAGCCAACUGGUGGGGCGCACCGUCUUGCGAUGAAACCUUCUUCGCUGUCGAUGAGGUCUUUACAGCUGGUCAGCCCAUCGGAAUGAUCCUGGCGGACACGGCGAAACGCGCGGAGCACGCGGCGCGUGCUGUCAGUAUUAAAUACGAAGAUUUGCCGGCGAUUUUCACGAUUGAGGAGGCUGUCGCAAAAGAGAGCUACUUUAACCACUUCCGCUACAUCAAGACAGGAGACACCGAGAAAGCUUUCGCUGAAGCCGACCACGUCUUCACUGGCAUUGCUCGCAUGGGUGGCCAAGAACACUUCUAUCUCGAGACGCAAGCAUGUCUGGCAGUGCCGAAGCCUGAAGACGGCGAAAUGGAGAUUUACAGCAGCACGCAAAAUCCGGCCGAAACCCAGGCCUACGUCUCAAAAGUCGUCGGCGUAGCAGCGAAUAAGAUCGUCUCAAAGGUAAAGCGAAUGGGGGGUGGGUUCGGUGGCAAAGAGACUCGCUCUAUCCAGCUCGCAGGCAUCGUAGCAUGCGCAGCGAACAAAGUUCGCCGCCCCGUCCGAUGCAUGCUCAACCGCGACGAAGACAUCAUGACCUCCGGCCAACGCCACCCCUUCCUCGCCCGCUGGAAAGUCGCCGUCAACAAGGAUGGCAAACUUCAAGCGCUCGAUGCAGACGUCUUCUGCAAUGGCGGCUGGAGCCAAGAUCUCUCUGGCGCCGUCGUCGAGCGCUCCCUCUCUCACAUCGACGGCUGUUACUCGAUCCCUAAUGUCCAUGUCCGCGGGCGUGUGGCGAAGACUAACACCGUCUCCAACACUGCGUUCCGCGGUUUCGGCGGUCCGCAAGGCAUGUUCAUCGCUGAAACGUACAUGGAAGAGGUUGCGGACCACCUCAAGAUGCCCGUCGAGAAGCUGCGAGAAAUGAACAUGUACGCGCCCGACACGAACAUGAUCACGCACUUCAACCAGCAGCUCAAGGACUGGUACGUCCCGCUCAUGUACCAGCAGGUCCAGGACUCCAGCGACUACGCUGGCCGCCGCACCGAAAUCGAAGAAUGGAACAAGACUCACAAGUGGAACAAGCGUGGCCUCUCGCUUAUCCCAACCAAGUUCGGCAUCUCCUUCACAGCGCUCUUCCUCAACCAGGCCGGCGCCCUUGUGCAUAUCUACCACGACGGCAGCGUUCUCGUCGCCCAUGGCGGCACGGAAAUGGGCCAGGGCCUCCACACAAAAAUGACCAUGAUAGCCGCCGAAGCGCUGCAGGUCCCGCUGUCCAAUGUCUUCAUCUCGGAGACCGCAACCAACACCGUCGCAAAUGCGUCCUCCACCGCAGCAUCCGCAUCCUCCGAUCUCAACGGCUACGCCAUCUUCAACGCCUGUAAACAGCUCAACGAGCGUCUCCAACCCUACCGCGAGAAACUCGGUCCGGCUGCCACCAUGAAAGACAUCGCGCACGCCGCCUACUUCGACCGCGUGAACCUCUCCGCACAAGGUUUCUACCGCACACCAGACAUCGGAUACGUGUGGGGCGAGAACGCAGGGCAAAUGUUCUUCUACUUCACGCAGGGCGUUGCUGCCGCGGAGGUCGAAAUCGAUACCCUGACGGGCGAUUGGACGUGCCGCCGCGCAGACAUCAAGAUGGAUGUGGGGCGCUCCAUCAAUCCGUCCAUCGAUUACGGACAGAUUGAGGGGGCGUUUGUGCAGGGGCAGGGCCUGUUUACGACGGAGGAGAGUCUGUGGCAGAGGAGUACUGGGGGCGUUUUUACGAAGGGCCCCGGCGCGUAUAAAAUUCCGGGGUUUAGGGACAUUCCGCAGGUGUUCAAUGUAAGUUUGUUGAAGGAUGUGAAUUGGGAGAAUUUGAGGACGAUUCAGAGGAGCCGUGGUGUUGGUGAACCACCCCUUUUCAUGGGCAGCUCUGUCUUCUUCGCCAUCCGUGAUGCGCUCAAGGCUGCGCGCGCAGAGUUCGGCGAGACGUCUGUGCUGCAUUUGCAGAGCCCAGCGACGCCGGAACGGAUCCGGAUCUCCUGCGCUGAUCCAAUUUUGAAGCGGGCGUGGGUCGAGCCCAAGGAGGGUGAGAAGAGCUGGUUCAUCAGCAUUUAAGCGGACGGGUGAAGGUUUGUAGGAGGCAGAGUACUGCAGGCGCAGACAAUAGAUGGACCGACAGGUCUUGGACAGGGAGAUACCAUCGCUUUGAUACUAUGGUUACGAAUGCACUUGUAGUGAGCUUGACUUUUCCUGAUAUUUAUAUCCUCGGUGUCGAGCUUUGGAAGCCGUCCCGAGUUGCAAUCAUGAUAAAGCCACUGCCAAAUCUG
Trematosphaeria pertusa is the source of this 4564-nucleotide messenger RNA. RefSeq names its product xanthine dehydrogenase/oxidase. Gene Ontology annotation, molecular function: iron ion binding; xanthine dehydrogenase activity; 2 iron, 2 sulfur cluster binding. The record is from RefSeq and is a predicted model, not a curated record. Bases 270 to 4352 code for a protein of 1360 amino acids. Lineage: Eukaryota; Fungi; Ascomycota; Dothideomycetes; Pleosporales; Trematosphaeriaceae. The transcript has 3 exons.